Messenger RNA from Trypanosoma grayi, 2553 nucleotides. RefSeq lists its product as hypothetical. Bases 1 to 2553 code for a protein of 850 amino acids. NCBI's taxonomy places the organism in Eukaryota, Euglenozoa, Kinetoplastea, Trypanosomatida, Trypanosomatidae. The record is from RefSeq and is a predicted model, not a curated record. Gene Ontology annotation, molecular function: protein binding. The transcript has a single exon.
AUGUUUUACUCGGGCUGGAAGUUUCCCACACCGCAGCGUCUGGCUGCCAGCGGGUGUCAGCAAGACGCCAACUACUUUGUCCAGGAGACCUGCAGCCCCGGCAUCUGCCUGCUUCACUCUAUCGCUACGAGUCGGUCGCCGGGUGGGUCGAGCGCCAACGCGGCGUCGCGACGGGACUCCAAUGGGCGCAUUCAUCUCAAGAGCGACGUGCCUAUUCACCCGAACAGCGGCGUGUUUUACUUCGAGGUUGAGGUGCGCUCCACCGCAGCGGGGGCUGGGGACGCCAGCAGCAGCGGUGGCGGCGGACUGGCCGAGCCGGAGCUGGUCAUUGGGGUCUGCCGCGAGUCUCUUCCACCGCAUUCGCUUCCCGGUGAGGAGGCGUGCAGCAUUGGCCUCUUCACCGCACAACGCAUGGUGUAUAUGAAUGGUAGGAGCGAGGGAGAAGCGGUACGCUUCCCCGUCGGGUCACGUCCACGCAACAGCAGUUGCAGCAGCAACGCAUCCGGGCCGCAGGAAGAGCGUCGGACGAAGGGAGUCAGGGUGGGUGAUACUGUUGGCUGCAUCGUCAACCUCCUCGAUGGCACAGUGCAAUUUACCUUCAAUGGUGAGCUCCUUGACGUUGGGGCCACACUAAGCCGUAGCAUGCCGAGCAAAGGGUACUAUCCAGCCGUGGGUAUGUUUCGCUUUGUGCCUGCAGUAUCACUGCGGGUCGUAUUUCAGCCGUCCGGAAGGUCCGCGUCUAUCCCGCGACCCGUCACCGCAGUAACAGGAACGGAAGAAGAAGAAGAACUAGGAGUCAGGAGUCCACUGCCACCCCAGCAAGAAACAAUGACGGCAGCAGCGGGUUAUUUCGUGUUUAAUUUGGACAAGUACUGCGAAGGUAUCGCAGAGGAGUUGCUGCGCAUGUACCGGCAGAAGGCGGCGGAAAGCGAAGAAGGUGGCAGCUGCACGUGUCGUGAUGCAAAAAUAAUUGCAGCAAUUCGCAAACACUUAGCAGCGAGGGGUAUGACUAAGGCGCUCUCCGCCUUUGAAAAGGAGCAGGAAGAGCUGCACUGCUCUAGCACCCCUCUUGACGGUGGUGCAGCGGCACAUAGCAAUGAGGAUUCGGGUGCAAAGAAACCCAAUGACCGCGGCAACAAGGCGUCAGGUUCUGGAAGUCUCGAGGAUCUCACGGCAAAGGAGACGCACACUGCCUAUAGUCUUCACAUAAAGCAACUGCUCGAGGACAUUGGACGUGGCGACAUGCUCUCCGCCACACACCGUAUUAUUGACUCCGGUGUCAUCUCCCCACAAACGCUUGAAAGGCUCGUCUCCGCCGUGGAGGACGUGACGGAGUUGAGUGGCGACUUCUGGGGUGUCAUAUUCUUCGCCCAGCGGCGCGACAUAUUGUUUUUGCUGCGCGCCGCCUACUUGGUGGAAGUUGCCCUCAACGCGAUGGAAAAGGGGCUCUCGGGGCUACUGGCACAUGUAACGCAGACGGAGGAGCAGCGGACCCCUGAAUCGCUCAACACCGCGGAGUUCAUGCAGAUCGCGUUCCGCGUCCUCCUCGAGCCCUUCGGCGAAGCGUCGGCACUUGUGAAGCGCCAGCAGCGCGCCUCGAUGAACAGUGACGGCUACAAUGGCGGUGUGCGGACCAUCGACGAGGCGGCCUUCGGGAUGCUAGACGGGACCCUUGCCGCGAGCGAGGCUAGGUGGCCAGGUGAAGACCUCGCCGCACACCUCUUCUUCACAGGGAUGAAGACGCUCUGGUCGGGGCCGGAGGGCCCGGUCACAAUGUUGGUGCGCCGGAGCGUGCCGAGCGUGCCGCCGCCCAACUCAAAGCAGCAGCAGCGCCUCGUCCAGACACUUUCCAUGCUGGUGUCGCACCAGCAUGCGGUGUGUGCGCGAGUGAUGCAGCAGCAGCAGCAGCAGCGGAAUAUUUCACACGAGUGGAUACAAGAUUGGGUGGCACUUGUUGAAGAAGCCAGGGCUAUGUACCGCGCCCGCUGCUGGUGCCUGCUGCUGCACGCCAUUGAGGACUUCAACGGCGCCCUCGAAUACCGCCUGCUUGUGUGGCUGCGCAAGCGUGAGUGGGAGUUGCACGAGGCUGAGAAGGGUGGUGGUGUGGGGAGUGCUCAAACGCCCGGGAAGGCACAGAGCAGUGGUGGCCGGCGCCUGUUCCCAUCCUUGCGGGCCGUCUGGCGCCACGUCCACGCCGCAGCCGCAAUGGAGCCGCUACUCCACGUCGUGACCAAUGUCUUCAGUGACAAGCUUCAUCGCGCUACGGCGGCUGCGCAGUUCGCCGUAGCGGCGGCCGAGUCGAAAAAUACGCCAUCGACACCGUUUGGUAGGGGGCCAAAGCGGGGGCUGUCCUUUGCGUCUGUCUUCGCCGCUGACGGCGAGGGGGAGGGCAGCGACGAGGAGGCGGAGGCGGUGGCGGCAGGGUCACAUGCCGCUACGCCCAGCAGCAACAACGGCGGCGCCGAGCCGCCGAGGCGGCUGUCAUGCUACAACGACGAUGUUCGCUUGAGUUUCCUGUAUAUGAAAAGUAUAUACAGAGCAGUUUUUGCGUAG